GCGUAUACGUACGUAAACGGAGCGAGUGCACAGUGCAUGCAGUGUGGAUUAAAGAACUGAGUGUACACACAUCAUCAAGUAGAAUAGUCUUUGCAUGUCCUGAGACGUCUUGAGACGACUUUUGUGAAAACAGGCUACCGUCGAAGCCAGUGAGUGGACUUGGAAGUUUGUAAAAAAAAAGCAAAGGUACAGAAACCACCAAUAUAGUGAAGGGAUCAGACCCAGUGCAGUCAUUUGAGGUUCCUGCAGAGCAAGUAGCCAGAACGACUGAUUCACAUACCCAUCCGCAGCGGCUGGGACAGGGGUGUGGUUGUGUUUUUGGAAAGAGGGUUUGAGGUCUCCUCUGUCAACAAACUGGACAUCUAAAGUUUGUUCUUCAUAUUGGCGUCAUUGGCAUCGUUAUUGGCAUCGUUAUUGGCAUCACUACGGCAACACGAGUACACUGGAGCGGUUGACAGCAUCAGUCGUCACUUGAUGCCCCGAAUCCAGCAGCAGCGCAACGACGCCAUGAGCUCGAUCACUCCCAACUCCAGCCCCCUGGAAAACGGCUUCCUGAACGAGGAGGAAAAACUCAAACUGGCGGGCACCAGUCCGUACGCCGUGCACCACAACGGUGGCGGCGGUGACGUUAUGGUGUUGGGAACCAGGGAAACCGGUAGUCAGCCCUCAACGUCAAAGAAUAGCGCUAGUUCAGGAGGCUCUGACAAGAAGAUUCGAGAUCCUUUGGACGCGGAGAAACUGUUACCAGGAAUGGUGCAGUCUUACAAGUCGCUCAUAGCCAGCGUGGGGGAAGACCCUGACAGACAAGGCUUGAAGAAGACACCGGAGAGGGCCGCCAAAGCACUCAUGUUCUUCACGAAGGGCUACGAGCAGAAAAUUGAAGAUGUACUGAAUGAUGCAAUAUUUGACGAGGAUCACGAUGAGAUGGUCAUUGUCAAGGAUAUUGAGAUGUUCUCCCUGUGUGAACACCAUCUUGUGCCUUUUAUUGGAAAGGUAUCCAUCGGAUAUCUACCCAACAAGCGCCUUCUAGGGCUCAGCAAAGUGGCAAGGAUCGUGGAGAUAUACAGCAGAAGAUUACAAGUGCAAGAACGACUGACAAAACAGAUAGCAUUAGCCAUGGUUGAGGCCAUAUCGCCAAUGGGGGUAGCCGUGAUAGUCGAAGCAACCCACAUGUGUAUGGUGAUGCGAGGAGUCCAGAAGCUGAACAGUAAAACCAUCACCAGCACGAUGCUGGGAGUCUUCCGCGACGACCCCAAGACCAGAGAAGAAUUCUUGUCUUUAGUUCGCUCCUGAACAAAUGAAACCAACAACACAUAAUUUAAAAAAAAUGCCUGGCCAAAGUAUUCAAGGUGCUUAUAAUUACCACCUGUCUUCGUCAGCUGUUCUCAAAUGUGGGCGGAGUCUUCCCUUAGUCUGUCCUUGCCUGUCUUUGUAUUACCCUCUUGCCUCUAUUGGGUCUGUGCACCAACUGUUGGUGGCGGUGUUUCAUCUGUGGUCUCUGUACACAAGUGCCCUCCUCAGCAGGGAGAAACGGAGGAGAGUGGUUGAUGUCUGCUGCCGUGGGCCCUGGCUCAACUACAGUCUCUGCAAAGGAAGGUGCACAUUCGGACAAAAAUUGGUCCUGCAUACUGUGAAGCCCCACGUAUUUAUUCUGAAUAGUGUACAGGACCAGUUUACUGUUUAAGCGUGCACUGUCCCCUAUAGUCCAGCGGAUAUGUGACAAAAUGUCGAUGAAUUGUGCACUUUUUUUCUUAUAUGGUUGCCACGCCCCUAAAAGGGUGUGUUCGAGAUGGCUCCACAUCUGGAAUUUUUUUUCUCAU
Patiria miniata (bat star) is the source of this 1820-nucleotide messenger RNA. RefSeq names its product GTP cyclohydrolase 1-like (gene gch1). Gene Ontology annotation, molecular function: GTP cyclohydrolase I activity; GTP binding; zinc ion binding. The coding region runs from base 475 to 1293 and encodes 272 amino acids. The transcript has 8 exons. Gene Ontology annotation, cellular component: cytoplasm. The record is from RefSeq and is a predicted model, not a curated record. NCBI's taxonomy places the organism in Eukaryota, Metazoa, Echinodermata, Asteroidea, Valvatida, Asterinidae. Gene Ontology annotation, biological process: tetrahydrobiopterin biosynthetic process; tetrahydrofolate biosynthetic process.